AUCCAAGCAGGACCAACUUUUUAUAUUGACUACACAAAUAACACAUUUGUGAAAGAUGGGAAGCCAUUCCAGUACGCUUCCGGAAGUUUCCACUACUCUAGAGUUCAUCCUUAUUACUGGGCAGAUCGGCUGCUGAAAAUGAGGCUGGCAGGACUGAAUACUGUGCAGACGUAUGUUCCUUGGAAUAUCCACGAAACUCAACCAGGUGUUUACAAUUGGAAAGGCUUCUCAGACCUCGGCAGUUUCCUGACCUUAGCUCAGAAAUAUGACCUCGUUGUUCUGCUUAGGAUGGGCCCAUACAUUUGCGGAGAAUGGGAGUUUGGUGGAUUCCCUGCCUGGCUACUUUCAGAAGAUCCAAACAUGAUUCUGCGCACAAGUGACCCUUCUUACCUACGUUGGGUAGACAAAUGGUACACAGUACUACUCAACUACAUCAAGCCAUACCUUUAUGACAACGGAGGCCCUGUUGUCAUGGUUCAGAUAGAGAAUGAGUAUGGGAGCUAUUUUGCUUGUGACAGGGUCUAUACAAAUUUUCUUCUGGAAAAAGUGAUCUCAAUUCUGGGAAAUGUGACAGUUUACACAACUGAUGGCUGCGGCUUGAGUUAUAUGAAUUGUGGCAAAGUUAAAGGUGCAUAUGCCACAGUUGAUUUUGGACCUGGAGAUGAUCCUGAAGGUUGUUUUAAAGCACAGAAAUUCGUUGAACCACAAGGCCCAAAGGUGAAUUCAGAAUUUUACACUGGUUGGCUGGAUCACUGGGGCGAUCCUCAUUCGACAGGGGACUCAACUUCAGUUUGCAAGUAUUUGGAUAUGAUAUUGGCAUCUGGUGCUAAUGUAAACAUGUACAUGUUUGUGGGUGGAACAAACUUUGGAUUCCUAAACGGUGCCAACAGUCCACCCUACCAGCCUGUACCUACUAGUUACGAUUAUGAUGCUCCCAUCACUGAGGCAGGAGAUGUCACACUCAAAUACUUUGCUAUAAGAGAUAUUGUUUCUAAGUAUUUACCACUUCCAGACAUACCUGUACCUCCAAAUGCAAAGAAGUCCAGAUACGGGGACGUAACCAUGGAAUUUGUAUGUACAAUUCAGGAUGCUCUGAGCUACCUCACACCAAAUGGCCCUGUUAGUGUUACUUAUCCAGUUCCCAUGGAGCAGUUAAAUUUUUAUUCAGCAUUCAUCCUGUACAGAUUUGUUCUAAAUUCAGUGUUCUCCAAGCCGUCAGUUCUUAGAUCCAUUGGGAUUAGGGACCGGGCUGUCGUAAUGGUCAAUGCUGUUCCCUUUGGAAUACUUGACCGAGACACAACUGAAGUGACUAUUACAGGGACACCGGGUCAGGUUGUGGAUAUACUUGUAGAGAAUCAAGGCAGAGUUGGGUUUAGUACAAACAUGAACUUCAAUACAAAGGGUAUUAUAGGAAAUGUCACACUAGAUGGGAAAAUUAUCACAGGCUGGCAGAUAUUUCCUGUGCGUAUAGAAAAUAUCAAUUUGACAACUACAAAAACAAUUAAAAGAAGAUAUUAUCAGCCGCUCAGAUCUGCUGAUGGCAAACUGUUGACCCCGUCGAUUUAUGCAGGUUCUCUGUCUAUACCUAAUGUCCCAGAUCAACCUCAGGAUACCUUUUUAGACCCCAAAAACUGGGGCAAGGGUCAAGCCAUACUGAAUGACUUCAACAUUGGACGCUACUGGCCAAGCAGGGGACCACAAGUGACUCUGUAUGUUCCAAAACCAAUCUUAAACACAGAACCCCAGCUAAAUACUCUGUAUCUCUUUGAACUCGAACAUGCACCUUGCGCAGAUGAAAGCAGCUGCUAUGUCACCCUGACGGACGUACCAUGUUUGAACGGAACCAAUGGGCCAGGAGUUAAACAUGGCUUUCCAUCAGGGAAUAAGUACAAGAAAUGGAUGUCAGAUAUUUUAUAG
This is a messenger RNA of Candidula unifasciata, 1917 nucleotides long. Lineage: Eukaryota; Metazoa; Mollusca; Gastropoda; Stylommatophora; Geomitridae. The record is from the annotation of a GenBank genome assembly.